Molecule: messenger RNA, 237 nt
Organism: Chondrus crispus (carragheen)
Lineage: Eukaryota; Rhodophyta; Florideophyceae; Gigartinales; Gigartinaceae
Exons: 1
Coding region: 1-237 (78 amino acids)
Source: RefSeq, a predicted model, not a curated record
AUGUGUUCCGAAUUGUUAGUUAAUCUUCUGAUGUCGAACCACAGUACCAUUUGCUCUGCCAGCAUUUUCACAAGCCCACAAGACCCUAAAGGUGAGAAGGGCGGGGGCGUUUUGCUCAAAUUCAUGGCGAUGGCACGCUGUACUCGAACAUUGAGUAUAUAUGUAGGCCGCUUUGAAGCCAGGCGGAGACUGUGGCACCGCUUGAGCACUGCGCUCUGCAGCGACGGUGUGAUGUAG